AUGCCUCUGAUCCAAAAUCUGCAAUGGCACUCCAAAGAUUAGUUCAAGCUGCUGUUUGGUUUCUAGGAGAAAAUGCUAAUUAUGCUGCAUCUGAGUAUGCCUGGGAGUCUGCAACACCACCCGGUACUGCAUUAAUGAAGCUAGAUGCUGAUAAAAUGGUUGCUGCUGCAAGUUCCCGUAAUCCUACACUUGCUAGCGCUCUGACAAGGCUUCAAAGGUGUGCAUUUAGUGGAAGCUGGGAGAUCCGCAUUGCUGCUGUACAAGCCCUAACUACCAUUGCAAUAAGGUCUGGUGAACCUUAUAGACUGCAGAUAUAUGAAUUUCUUCAUGCUUUGGCUCUUGGAGGUGUGCAGUCAAACUUUUCAGAAUUGCAGCUAAGUAAUGGGGAAAAUCAAGGUGCCAGUGGUACUGGUCUUGGAUCUUUAAUAAGCCCAAUGCUUAAGGAGUUAAGGUCCUAGAUGAAAUGUAUAGAGGCCAAGAUGACCCUGCCAG
Messenger RNA from Zea mays, 492 nucleotides. RefSeq lists its product as uncharacterized. NCBI's taxonomy places the organism in Eukaryota, Viridiplantae, Streptophyta, Magnoliopsida, Poales, Poaceae. The record is from RefSeq and is a predicted model, not a curated record. The transcript is spliced from 3 exons. The coding region runs from base 24 to 458 and encodes 144 amino acids.